CCAGCGUUCUCUCGCUUGCACACACCUGAUAGUAAUAGAAUAUAAAAGAGAUGGUAAAAAUUGUCGUGAUAGGUGCUGGCAUAAAUGGAUUGGCUUGUGCUGUAAAGAUACAAGAACAUUUCAAAAGUUCGGAUGUAUUGUUAAUUUCACGCGAAUUCUCGCCGAACACGACUGGCGAUGGGUCAGGUGCAUUAUGGUAUCCUUAUCUUUGUGGAGCAACCCCUCAACACUUACUCAAUAAAUGGGGUUCGGUAACAUACCGCUUUUUACACGAGCUUUGGUUACAAGGUGGGCUCAACAUAUGCGCAAUACCUAUUUACUGUUUAUAUCGGGAGGGCGUGGAUCAACCAAACCCGAAAUGGGCUAGCAACGUUUUCGGUUAUCAAACAUUGAAAGAGCAAGAGUUGAAGUAUUAUAAUCAGUUACAUAAUAAUCAAUACAGUGCCGGGACACGUUUCACCACCUUCGUUUUACAUUCAACGACUUUUUUGAAAUACUUAAAGGAAAGAUUCGAACGCGCCAACGGGAAACUUUUAGUUGGCCAUGUGACCUCUCUCCAAGAUCCUUUGCUGAUAGGAUACGAUGUGAUAGUUAACUGCGUGGGUCUGGGCGCUAGGGAUGUAGUUCCAGACAAGGCAGUAUUUCCUAUCCGGGGGCAGGUAUCAAGGGUAAUAGCGCCGUGGAUAAAUCAAGUCAUCAUUAAUGAGGCAAGCGGAAAUUACGUCAUUCCUAAUGCCGAGACGUGUGUGUUAGGUGGCACACACCAGGAGAACGAUUUUAAUACUAACGUGGAUGAACAGGAUAAAAAGUUUAUUACCGAAGGUUGUCAGGAGAUGUUCCCCGGAUUGCAGCACGCGCGCACAGUAAAGCAUUGGGUGGGACUGCGACCAGGAAGGCAUGAAAUCCGAUUGGAGGCGGAGGAGCAGCGAGGAAAACUUAUUGUUCAUAACUAUGGCCACGGAGGUAGCGGGCUGACAUUAUUCUGGGGUUGCGCUGAUAACGUCUUAAACAUAGUGAGACGGGAAUUAAACAAUAUGGCAACACAGGUCAAGUCGAAGAUCUGAUCCAUCAUUUUAAAGAUGUUUAAUGAAAAACAAUUAUUUAUAAAACAAAACGUAUAUAUUCUUAUAUACACACAUUUACAUACAUACACAUUUAUCGAAGAUAACAUUAUAACAAUAAGAAGUUCAAAUAAAUUUUUUACAAAAAUAAACCCACUUUUGUUCUUUGAUUUUUCAUUGCACAUUAGUUAUUUUAUUAUUCACUAGGUCAAAAUAUAAAUGUACAGUACCAGGCCAUUUAUAUGUCACAUCGUGCUUUAGAGAGAGAGAUACUCGGCUAGCUUCGGCAAUGUAGAGCGUCAUCCCUGUCACACGAAACACUAACAGUCCGGUAUCUAUUAAGAGCUGCUAAAACUCUUUCAAAGUUUUUUUUUUAAAUCAAUACAAAAACAAAACAUGUAGGUAAAAGGCAACAUAUAUGUACUUACUAACUUAAUUUAUUUAUUUAAUGAAAAACUAUAAUUUUUAUUUCCAACCAAAUAACAAAAAAGUAAUAGAUAUUCGAAACCUCUCAUAAAAUAUUUACUGCCAUCAUCAUCCUUAAUAUUUUCUUUCUUUCACGAAAUAUUUAUAUUUUGAAAAAAUAUUGGGCUGGUCACAUUAGCCGCAGAACUGAUGGCCGUUGGAGCCGGAAAGCUCUUGAGUGGAGACUACGACUCGGUAAACGUAGUGUAGGACGCCCUGAGACAAGAUGGGAUGAUGAUAUUCGUAGUCUGGCUGGCACCUCUUGUUACAAAAUCUCACACUUCGUCAACCCCCCCUCCCACCCUAUUAACGUGUGACGUACUUAAUGUAUGGCACGAACUUUGAUAAUAGGGUAUUUGACAAGUUUUAGAAAACAAUCUCACGUUAUUGACUAAUGUUUAUGGAGUCCGUAAAAAGUGGAUAUUCAUCAUUCUAUUGUGUAUUUCAGUAAAAAUAACCUAAUCAAAAACUCCAUUUUCAAGUUGCCGCGAAAACGUUUUUCUGGACAAUAUGGGGUCUUACUUUUAUUAAAACGUCAAACGAUACAAUGCAAUGUCACUUUAACCGGCAGUUUACUUGCGUGUGACGUCAUUUUAGGCUCCACCAAUUCCAAGCGUUUUGGGUCAUGUGGCAAUAGAUAAGAAAACUAUUAUCUUUUUCGUGGGUUUUUAGGAAAAUUAUGAAUAGUUUUUUUGUAAAUAUUGUAAAAACCCCUGCCAAUAUUCAUUCUAAACACAGAUGCUAACAAUUGGCACUUUAUUUUUAACACUGUCAAAUACCCUAAUCCAUAAUCGUAUCGUAUCGUCAGUUUCAAUGAAUACUAAAUACUUACCGGACGUAAGAACAAACUGUCUUCUUCCAUUCAAAAUUUGACAAUAACGAUACGAUUACGGAUCUGUCAACGUUCGUUCUUGGCCCUCUGCAUGGGAUUUCGCGUAAGUACAACAUGAUGUUGGCAUAGACUGCCACUAUUCUAUAAAAAAAAUAUAUUAAACAGUUAUCAUUAUUACAGAUUCAACUAUAACAUUAUACAUUUAAUAAAAAUCUAUCAGUUCGCAGUUUGACAAGUCAGUUCCUUAAAAAUUCAAGAACAAAUCGUUAUUUAGUCUAAAUAGUAGAAAAUAUACAAAGGUUAAGAGCAAUUUUUUUUAAUUCUCAAAUAACCCAUUUCAUAUUGUAUUGACAGACACAUUGAAAAGUUGUUGUGAUUUGUAUAUCAUUUCAUUGCUAAUUUACUUUGUUAAGUAAAUUAUCAAAUGAAAUGUCAUAAGUUUUAUCUGAGUAAUUAAACAAUUCACCGUAAGCCUUGUUAACAAACGAAGAUUGAGCCUAGGAAAUUGCACGACCCAAACACUUAAAUGACAGGUGGAAUGAAUAGUCUAUUUGGCAAGUUUUUGAAAACAUUCAUACGUUAUUUAUUAGUGUAUAGUGAGUCCAUAAAAAAAGGAUAUUUAUAACACAUUUGCUCGUAAAGCGUCUCUUAUUGCACCAAUUUCAAUAUCAUAAACUAUCACAUUACAUAGGUACAUUACGAGUAUUUUAUUCCGUCUAAAAACGAACGAUACUUUUUUAAAUCUUAGCAAAAAGUUUUUAUGUCAGAAAGGUAGCCAACAUUUUCGUAAUAAAAUUAACUUUAGGAGAGAGGACAUUUAAUUUUUUAAUUUGAUUCAUUUUGACAAUAAAUUAUAACUAUAUAUCGGUAAUAAAUUCACAAAAAUAUUAAUUUACUUUAUUAGCAACACUGGCUGUUUUUGAUUUUUUGGUCCUUUGCCUAAAAAAGCGAUGAUCGCAUUGCUAAUCUGUGAAAAAAAUAUUUCUAUUUCUUUUCGCUGUAUUGUUUUUAUUUGAAAAUAUUGGCAAGUAGUUACGAAUUUAUUAAUUUGACACCGCCAGAAGUCCGAAAAAGGCUACGCUAAGAGUCUUGCCCGAAAAAUCCACGGAUAAAUACUUACAGUCAAGCGUAUCAAAAUUUCAUCUUAUGGAAAACAAACAAAGGUGCAAAUUCAUUUUCAGAUAGUACGUACGUAGGUAGUAUUAUUACCUCGCAAAUGUGUUAUAAAACAUCGUAUGACAUACGUGCGGUUUGAUAAUUACAGCCUCUGCCUUUUUAUAGCCCUUACCCACGGCUCGGGCUAACAAUAUCGCCUCGGCUGUAAUUCUCAACUUCCCGCAUUUAUAUCAUAAUGAACUAUUAUAAUUCUGUUGCUGUUUUCAAAUAUGCCGCGGAAUCGGUUCCCUAGCAAAUGAAAACUUCAAACAGUACAAAGUAACGAUACUUAGUCAGCUUGUUUACAAGUACAUGACGUCAUUUCAGGCUCCGCCAAUCCUAGUUUUCGGUCACGUCGCAAGCUUUUUUUUAAUGUUAUAGGGGGCAUACGAGCAGACGGCUCACCUGAUGGUAAGUGAUCACCGUCGCCCAUGGACACUUGCAACACCAGGAGUAUCACAAAUGCGAUGCCGGCCUUUAAGGAAGGAGUACGCACUUUUUUUGAAGGUUCUUGGGUCGUAUUGGUCCGGAAACACUGCUUGCGACAACAUAUUCCACAGUUUUGUCGUACGUGUGUUUAGCUUAAAGUGUGUUUAUUAAUAAGGUCCGUUAUAUUCACUACAGAUAUGGUUUGAUCCUGACCUCUAUUACCCAGGAAUAAGGUCGAUUUUGUUGGUGCAAAUUUAUCCAUUGCUGUGAUCCAUUCCCGUGAGUUUUGGCAUGGAUUGAAGUUUACUGCUUGGACUUUUUGACGGUAUCAUAUAUAUCAGUUCUUCUCUGCAUCCGGAUAGGAAUUUGACUUCUAACUUCCUCGACUGUAUUAAGAUCUAUAUAAAGAAACGUUUUAGUGAGACUCGCAGGAAAGUACUCGGCUGUUUGUAAACUUAUAUUGUAAAGAAAAAUAUAGUAAUUGUAAAAAUUGUAAAGUUGAAACAUUUUUGAUAUUUUAUUUUAUUUAGUAAUCUUUUUUGUCUUAACACUGCCAAUGGCGGAAUUAAUGUCAAUAAAGCAUUCUCUACCAGUCAACUGGAAAGUACAUACAGAGCUAAAAAAAACACUGUUUAUUAAUUUUUUAUGGACAUCAGGAACCAAGAGAUGCCAUAAACAUGCCCAACUUAAGCAAUUAAAGAUGGUUUUUGGUAUAUUUUCCCUACUGGAUAUUGAACCUGGGACUUGGAGACAGCGACUCCAAGUUAAACCAGAAUGCAAGUCCCUCCACUAUGGAGGUCUUAAUGAUAUUUUAAAAUUAAUUGUAGGCUCUACAAUAGUAAGGUAACUUGCUACCUCAGAGUACGUAACCUCCGUACCUAGUGCAACCAUGCGUGGUCAGCUCAGAACAAAGCGUCAUUUCAGUCACGCACUCAUUUAAUAAUGCCUUUAAGUUUACAGGUAUUCCCACGCAGUUACAAGCAGCAUAAACGGUAGCUUUAGGUAAUUUUUUUCGAUGAUAACAGGAGCAGUUCUUCUGGCUGCUUUCUUUUUUGUGGUUCAACUUAGUUCCCCUGGUAAAUACCAGGGUAUUAAGUAUGUAAAAGUCUAGAUAUCAGAAACCCUAAGAGUGUCCUUAUAACGAGUAUCCUUAUAUAUGUAUUAUAGCUGGUCACAACUCAUCUACCGUAGUAUGCAGAGUCACGCAUAUAUGAGUUGCCCCGUAAGGCGUCGCGUCGUGCUAAUUGGCAACGAUCGUACGAUGACACGAUAAGUUCUUGUCUUGCGAUGAUUUUCAAUUUUUAUGCCGCUCGGUUAUGCAUGCGCGAGCAUAACCGAGCGUGUGUGGCGUCCGGCAAGCUUGCUUGUCACAGUUCUCAGUUUUUAAUUGUUGCGACGGCGGAAGGUCCGAGCACCAUCGCGUCGUUUCGAAAAUGGCUAGUCGCAAGCGCAAUGCAACAUUAGAAGAAUUUAUAGGAAGUUAUAAGUCGGAACCUUGUCUUUGGCGUAAAGUGCAAAGAAUACCAGAGAUUGAUAACUAAGGUCAAGGAAUUAGUGCCCACAGCUACGAAAGAAGAUGUGAUUAAAAAAAAAUUCCAUUCACAGUACUUAAUAGGCGUUCUACACACACCGUCACGUAGCUCAACUGAGAGUAAUGGCAAAACUGUACAUGCAAACCCUAACGUGUAUGUGCAAUAUGAAACUCGGUUAUGCAUGUACAUGCAUAACCAUCAUGCAAAACCUAGUGUGUAUGGCCUCCAUUAUACAGCUCGUAAGCCGUCGCACAAGCACAGGUACAUUAUUUUCAUCCCACGAUGAGAUCGUAUCGCGCCAUCGCACGAUCGUUGCCAAUUAGGACGACGCCUAACCCCUUAAUAUAUACGUCUCACUAGCGCUACCUAUACAGCUGGUUGUCUCACACCAUAGACAUAGAGAAUGACAGUCGUAUAAAGUUGACAACUUACUGGAAAGAGAGAAAAACCAGCCAAUUUAUUUUUACUCCGUAUUUUCCCCAAUCUGUCUCAACGCUAUUAACUUGGCAUCCAAUUAGUCCAAGCUCCGAGCCUACAUCGACCUUAUAAUAGAAUGAAACAUAUUUUAUCAUGAAUUUAGUAUAUUAGAAAUUAUUAAAAAUGGAUUGCCUAAAACAAAUCCUGGAUAGACUAUUUUUAAUUAACUUUUGAAAAAUAUAUUUUUAAAUAAAUGUUGCUACAUUAAGAUAAUAAGAAAAUGUUGUCCUGACUUACAGUAUAAAAUUUAUAAAAUGUGAAGCCGUUGGGUGUUCUAUUAUUUACCUGGGCGAACUACUGGGUCGCCAGGUAUAAACAGGUAUGUCGAUGCCAGUUACGUUACCCAACGGCUGCACAUUCUAUAUGUUUUAUAUUAUUAUUUUAUCUUAUUACCUUGAUGAUGCAACAAUUAAUUAGAAAUAUAGUAUGUCCAGUUUUUUUAGGCAAUCCAUUUUUAAUAUAUUUCCUAAUAUACUAAAUUCAUGAAAAAAUAUAUUUCAUUCUAUUAUCAGCUUGGUGGAGGUCGAUGUAGGUUCGGAUCUCCUGCUACAUACAUUGUCGAUUUAUCGGCCGUCCUUUCCGCUCUCUCGCACUUACCUGCCCAGUUUAACUUACAGUUGGCUAGGGAAUACUCAGUUCAUUUUCUAUAUCUAUGCCUCCACUCACCUAUCGUGGCAUGCAGAGCAUCGGGCACAUGUUCCAGUUGGCCAGUAACGGCCCCCCACGGGUCGACGAGUAGCGCGAGUGGCCCCACGCCCCGUAUGUCCCGGGCCGGGCCCACUAGCGCCCCCUAUAUAGCCGGCCCCACUCACCUAUCGUGGCAUGCAGAGCAUCAGGCACAUGUUCCAGUUGGCCAGUAACGGCGCCCCACGGGUCGACGAGUAGGGAGUGGCCCCACGCCCCGUAUGUCCCGGGCCGGGCCCACUAGCGCCCCCUAUAUAGCCGGCCCCACUCACCUAUCGUGGCAUGCAGAGCAUCAGGCACAUGUUCCAGUUGGCCAGUAACGGCGCCCCACGGGUCGACGAGUAGGGAGUGGCCCCACGCCCCGUAUGUCCCGGGCCGGGCCCACUAGCGCCCCCUAUAUAGCCGGCCCCACUCACCUAUCGUGGCAUGCAGAGCAUCAGGCACAUGUUCCAGUUGGCCAGUAACGGCGCCCCACGGGUCGACGAGUAGGGAGUGGCCCCACGCCCCGUAUGUCCCGGGCCGGGCCCACUAGCGCCCCCUAUAUAGCCGGCCCCACUCACCUAUCGUGGCAUGCAGAGCAUCAGGCACAUGUUCCAGUUGGCCAGUAACGGCGCCCCACGGGUCGACGAGUAGGGAGUGGCCCCACGCCCCGUAUGUCCCGGGCCGGGCCCACUAGCGCCCCCUAUAUAGCCGGCCCCACUCACCUAUCGUGGCAUGCAGAGCAUCAGGCACAUGUUCCAGUUGGCCAGUAACGGCGCCCCACGGGUCGACGAGUAGGGAGUGGCCCCACGCCCCGUAUGUCCCGGGCCGGGCCCACUAGCGCCCCCUAUAUAGCCGGCCCCACUCACCUAUCGUGGCAUGCAGAGCAUCAGGCACAUGUUCCAGUUGGCCAGUAACGGCGCCCCACGGGUCGACGAGUAGGGAGUGGCCCCACGCCACAUAGGAGGCGGUUUGGUCCCGGGCCGGGCUCACUAGCGCCACCCACAGUUGGUUGUCGACCGCCCGGGCGCGGGCCAGCAACUGCCAGUGCUUGGGGCCCGUGGUCAUGUUGAAUGCGCCCGGGUAUAUUAACAGGGAACAUCCUGAA
Molecule: messenger RNA, 7722 nt
Organism: Chilo suppressalis (striped riceborer)
Lineage: Eukaryota; Metazoa; Arthropoda; Insecta; Lepidoptera; Crambidae
Source: the annotation of a GenBank genome assembly